AUGGCUGUAGAGCCCUAUCUCACGCCUUUCAAGAAAACAAAGUAUUCGGCGACCCGUCGGCUGCAAAUCAAGACCAAAAUCCUGAGGGCCGGAGAGAAGCUUCUUGCCCAAGAGGAAUCUCAGAAGAAGGAGGAUAAAGAGAGCGCACUACAGGAGAGCGCACCUCCACUCAAACUCUCAGGCCUCUCCGUACAGGAUCUACAGGCACUAUGUAAAGACUUGCACCGCAAGAUUGACGUGGUGGACGAGGCGCGAUACGAUCUGGAAUUAAAGGUGGCUCGUAACGAUGUAGAGAUCAUGUCCCUGACAGAGAAGGUGAUUAACCUGAAGGGCAAGAUGAAGAGGCCUAACCUGAAGCGCGUGAAGAAGACUACUGAGGACAUGCUGGGAUCCCUCGACACCAAAAGCUCGAAGGCGGACUUCAAGGCCAACCUCAAGACCGUGCAGAAAGAGGAGCCCAAGAAGGAAGAGGUGACAGAUUGGCGUAAGAACGUAGAGGCCAUGUCAGGCAUGGAAGGCAGAAAGAAGAUGUUCAACACUGGACAAUAAGACACACACACGCACAGACACACACACACACACACCAGCUGCUGGGGAAUAAAGAUGAACAGACCAACACAUAUCAUCGCUGUUCAAAGGUCAAUGGUUGUUAAUGAUAAAUACUGCGGAUUAAUAGUUGUUUAUUGCCACACAAGAUCGUUAGAUCAGGCCAUUUAGGAACAAGGAGGAAAAAUAUAUGUCACGUACAUUAUUAGAGGACUAUAGGCAAAUUGCAGUGACUCAGUAACACUGCACACAUGUAUUCAGUCUCUCUUCCCCUUCUUUGAAUCUGACAGUGUAUGUAAUUAUGAUAUUUAUAUCAUUGUACCCCUUAUGAUGUGCUCUUACAUGACUGACACUAUGGUUGUUUGAAUGUCACUGUUAUAUUCAUUAAAGGUAAAGUGUGUAAGA
Molecule: messenger RNA, 951 nt
Organism: Engraulis encrasicolus (European anchovy)
Lineage: Eukaryota; Metazoa; Chordata; Actinopteri; Clupeiformes; Engraulidae
Gene: tnni4a
Product: troponin I4a
Exons: 6
Coding region: 1-549 (182 amino acids)
Biological process (GO): cardiac muscle contraction; skeletal muscle contraction
Cellular component (GO): troponin complex
Source: RefSeq, a predicted model, not a curated record